AUGAUUGACAGUGCAGCAAUGCUAUUAGAAAAGGUCGAAGUAGUUAAACCAGUCAGGCAACUAUUAUCAAAAUUAGGUGGAAAGACAACAAAUGAAUUAGAACGAAUGAAGCGAAAAGGUGAUAAUUGGUCAACCAAUGAUUUAUUCAAAUUUCAACAUGGAAAUUAUGAUCAUUAUGAUAUAGAUGAGAAGCGAGCAAUUUGUUUGGAAUGGCUUCGACGGCUUAGCAAUAUUACCAAAAAAUAUUGUUGCCUUGUAUGGUAUGCAUCUGCAAUUUACACUUGCUAUUAUCGAUUAGCUCCAUUAAUUAUUGAUAAGGAAGAGAAGAAGCGUAUAUGGAUUGAUGUUAAGCGAGAAUAUGCUGAAAUAUUUUUGAUGGGUCGUCGUAUUUGGCGACGACCAACUCAUCCAACGAGACUUCGUAUUCUUUAUGAUUUAGCAAUGUUAUGCGUCAUUUUCAAUGAUAUACCUAAUGAUGAAACAGUAAUACUAUUCCGUGAUUUACUAGAUGAUAAUGAUAAUUUCAAUUUUGAAGUAUUAGAUGAUAUUGAAUAUGCGCAAUCUAUUGAUAAGGCAGUACGAUUGGAAAAUCAUGUAAUCGAUUUAUUUUAUCAGAGACGUAAAUCUACCUGUUCCACUCGUUCCAGUUUUCUCUCAAAAAGCAGUAUUGAUACACCACGAAGCAGUUUUAGACGUGCAAAAUUGAGCGAUAACUCAGUAUCAGAUUCAUGCAUGACUACAGGAAUAUUACCUUCAAGAAAUCUAUUACAAAUUACCGAUAAGCAAAGUGUUCGUUUUGCUAAAAAUUUCGAUGUAAAUUCGAAAGUGGAAAUUAAGACAGACAAAUAUUUAAAUUCAACAAAUAUGACGAAAAUAAACGAUGGAAAUGCUAAUAGUAUGGAAAAUAAUGCAACGAAAAACAAUGUGACAAAUGCGCACAAUCAAAUGAACAUCGAACAGACAACCAAUGCAAAUGCAAUGCUCAAUGAAGUUGACAUGGAAAUUGCCGUGAAGAAGAAAUCAAAUCAUGCAGGAACAAGCCGAAAAUUUCCAAUGAUGUUAUCAGAUGAAAUUAUAUCAUUCAUUGCUGUUUGCUAA
Acanthocheilonema viteae is the source of this 1098-nucleotide messenger RNA. The record is from the annotation of a GenBank genome assembly. NCBI's taxonomy places the organism in Eukaryota, Metazoa, Nematoda, Chromadorea, Rhabditida, Onchocercidae.